This is a messenger RNA of Adelges cooleyi (spruce gall adelgid), 1398 nucleotides long. RefSeq lists its product as uncharacterized. Gene Ontology annotation, molecular function: sequence-specific DNA binding. Lineage: Eukaryota; Metazoa; Arthropoda; Insecta; Hemiptera; Adelgidae. The record is from RefSeq and is a predicted model, not a curated record. The transcript has 8 exons. Bases 42 to 1022 code for a protein of 326 amino acids.
UGUUAUAGUAAUUAAAUUAUUAAAUUUCGUUUAAUCUUAUAAUGGUAUUUCAGUGUGUCAUUCGUUCAUGCAAAACAAAAUCAAUUAAAGAUUGCAUCAUGCAUCGCUGGCCUAGAAAUCAUGAAAUGCUUUUAAAAUGGACAAAUGCAAUACGUAUGUUUCAACCAGAUUUUACUCCGACGACGCAUACAAAAAUAUGCAGUAGUCAUUUUAUAGAAUCUGACUAUAACUUGAGCUUUACUGGUAAAAAAAUGUUAAAAAAAGAAGCUGUGCCAAGUGUAUUUAAACUGGAAGUAUGUAAGAAAUUAUUCAAUGUUGAAAUGGUCGAAGUCUUUGAUGAUGAAGAAGGAAGAAAUUUACUAGAAAUGCCAAUAGAUGAAGAAGAUAUUAAAAAAUCUGACUUAUGUAAAAUGGUAGUUACUGAAACUGGUGAUGAGGUUGUGCCAAAUGAACCUAGCACAAGUCACUCAUUCAUAACACCCCCCAAACCUAAGAAACGUAAAACUUAUGUUGGUGACUUUAAAUCAGUUGAAGAAUUGGAGAGUCCAAAUUCUCGUUUGAAGUAUUGGCAUGCCUCUAAAAAGAUGGUCGAAGUCUUUGAUGAUGAAGAAGGAAGAAAUUUACUAGAAAUGCCAAUAGAUGAAGAAGAUAUUAAAAAAUCUGACUUAUGUAAAAUGGUAGUUACUGAAACUGGUGAUGAGGUUGUGCCAAAUGAACUUAGCACAAGUCACUCAUUCAUAACACCCCCCAAACCUAAGAAACGUAAAACUUAUGUUGGUGACUUUAAAUCAGUUGAAGAAUUGGAGAGUCCAAAUUCUCGUUUGAAGUAUUGGCUUGCCUCUAAAAAGACAAUAACAACUCAACAACGUAAAAUUAAAAAUCUAAGACAGCAAAAUUAUCGUUUAAAUCAAAAAAUAAAAAAUUUGGAUCAGCUGAUUGAUCAUCUGAAAGAUGAAAAGAAAAUUAAUGAAAAUUGUUUUUCAUUACUCAAGUUAUUGCUAUGUGUUAAAUGGCUUGGUUGAUAAGGUUACGUUCAGUGUUCAGUGUGCUAUGGAUUUGUUACCAAAGACAGGGCUCGGAUUUUUUGCAAUCCUGACAUCCAAUCAUGAAUUUAAGUAUCGUUGAUCCGUAUCCUUUUACUGUAAUAUUAAUGGCUCAUCACAAAAAAUAUUCUCCUCCUUUAUCUUUUUACAUUACAUGGUUAACUACUAUAUAUUUUAUGUUCUUCACAAAAUAAUUUUUAAAAAUUUCAUUGUACGUCUUAAUUGUCAAUUUUUAUCCACCUAAAAUAUUUCUAAUAAGAACCAUUGAUAUUAAAACUGAUUCUAUCUCAAACAUUUUUAUCAUUAUUCCAAUGACUGUGUGUAUUAAUUUGUUAUUUUUUAGUAAAAUGUGAUG